Capsella rubella is the source of this 1320-nucleotide messenger RNA. RefSeq lists its product as uncharacterized. The transcript has 2 exons. Gene Ontology annotation, cellular component: membrane. Gene Ontology annotation, molecular function: transmembrane transporter activity. The coding region runs from base 1 to 1320 and encodes 439 amino acids. The record is from RefSeq and is a predicted model, not a curated record. NCBI's taxonomy places the organism in Eukaryota, Viridiplantae, Streptophyta, Magnoliopsida, Brassicales, Brassicaceae. Gene Ontology annotation, biological process: transmembrane transport.
AUGAAGGGCUUAGCCAUCCAGAUUCUAACGGGAAGAUGGUUCAUGUUCUUUGGGAGUCUUUUAAUCAUGUCAACGGCUGGAGCCAAUUACAUGUUCGGUAUCUACUCAGGCGAUAUCAAGAAGACCUUAGGUUAUGACCAAACCACUCUUAAUGUGAUUGUAUUUGUAGGUUGGUUGCCGGCAAUAGUAUCGUUUGCGUUUUUAAGAACGAUAAGAUUAAUGAAAGUGACGAGACAGACGAACGAGCUAAAGGUGUUGUACAACUUUCUCUACAUAUCGCUCGGGCUCGCGACGUUUCUCAUGGUAGUCAUCAUCACAAACAAGCUCUCCGGCUUCACACAUAGUGAGUUUAGAGGUAGCGUCGCCGUGAUGAUGGUCUUGCUUCUUUUGCCCAUCAUAGUUGUCGUCUUGGAAGAGAAGACGCUUUGGACGGAGAAACAAGUCGCCUUAAACAAUCCAGCACCGGUCAACAUCGUCACUGAGAAAUCCAACUUACAAGAUUCUUCAGAGGUUAAAGAAGAAGAUGAAGUGUCGUCAGACAAGGAGGAGGAGGAGGAGAGGGUGAGAACGGCGUUGUUUAGCAUAGACAUGUUGAUCUUGUUCUUAGCAACGAUAUGUGGUGUAGGAGGGACCUUGACGGCUAUAGACAACUUGGGUCAAAUCGGGAGCUCGUUUGGUUAUCCAAAGAGAAGUGUAAGCACGUUUGUUUCACUCGUAAGUAUAUGGAAUUACUAUGGUCGUGUGGUUUCAGGUGUGGUCUCUGAGAUCUUCUUGAUAAAAUACAAAUUCCCAAGACCAUUAAUGCUCACAAUGGUCCUUCUUUUGUCCUGUGCUGGUCACCUACUCAUCGCUUUUAAUGUUCCCGGUGGACUCUACGUCGCAUCAGUCAUCAUAGGGUUUUGUUGCGGCGCGCAACUGCCGCUUAUACUUGCUAUAAUUUCCGAGGUUUUUGGUCUAAAGUACUAUGCAACAUUGUAUAACUUCGGGUCACUCGCGACCCCGAUCGGGUCUUACUUGCUAAAGGUUUGGGUAGCAGGGUAUUUGUACGACGUGGAGGCGGCUAAGCAAAAUAAGGCAUUAGGGAACACGAGUACGGAUGGGAAAGAUUUGAAUUGCAUAGGCACUUCUAAUUUUAAGUUGUCUUUUAUAAUAAUUACUGCCAUAACGUUGUUCGGUGCAUUGGUCUCGAUGGUUUUGGUGAUCCGAACCAAGAAGUUUUACAAGAGUGAUAUCAAGAAAAGGUUUAGAGAAAAAACCCUGACGGCCGAGAUGGAGGUGGCAGCGCCAGCUCGAGCCAGAUCCACCGUGGCGGAUGCUUAA